Molecule: messenger RNA, 2616 nt
Organism: Neoarthrinium moseri
Lineage: Eukaryota; Fungi; Ascomycota; Sordariomycetes; Amphisphaeriales; Apiosporaceae
Exons: 1
Coding region: 1-2616 (871 amino acids)
Biological process (GO): ubiquitin-dependent protein catabolic process
Cellular component (GO): anaphase-promoting complex
Molecular function (GO): ubiquitin protein ligase binding
Source: RefSeq, a predicted model, not a curated record
AUGAUGACGACAGAGACCAGAUGGAACGCGGGCAAGAGACGCGUCUUCCAGUCCGUCUUCCAGACGGCCGUCUCGCAGCCCACGCCCUACUCCACCCCCUCGGUGCGCUUCACGGAGCAGUCUCAGGCCUUCGGCGGUCCGCUGGCACACACGCCCCAGAAGCGGGCGGCUGCCGCCUACCUCUCGUCGCCCGUGAAUCCCCACGCCAGCGACCAGACUCGCUUUGACCGGUCAUGGCAUAUUGUGACUUCCCGCAUCGCUCUUCCGCCGUCCGUGGCAGCUGAGGAUUCUUUCGGACCGUUGCCCAACUCCCAAGAGGCCGAGGACGAGGAUUUCGACGAUGCCUUGCGGGAUGUCCUGGACCCCGGGUCUCGAUUGCCCCUGGCCGAUGAUACCGAGGACGUCCUAUCCUGGCAUACCCAGCAAGUAAGACUGCACUUUGUCAGUCACGUGCUCCCCCUACUGGCAGUAUGCGAUACCUACACGGAUCAGGCACAAGUGCUGCUGGGCAGCAUGCGAACGCUGGAAGCCGCUCAUCGGCAGUAUCUCUUUGGCCUGUCCCUCAUUAUACGGGCCAUUGACCAGACCGAGGCCGAUCAAGCUCUGAAGAAAUUCCGCCGGGACUUGCAUGCCAUCGUGGGAAAUUCGGUGUCAUCCUCGCUUAUGGAUGCCCUGAGGACGGUACUGGGGCAGCUCAUGACUGUAAUUCUGGGGCUGCCGAGCGCUCUCAGGGGCUCGCAUGGAGAACAAAAACGAAGCAAAAUCCAAGAGGCAAGAAGGGAGAUGACACAGCUUGUCGAGUCCCUGUGCAAGAUUGGUUUGGCCGGAGAGAGAUUCCAGAUUCUCUUUGCCGAGCUUCUCAACAACAUAAUGGCUACCUACAUCUACGAAACAUUUGCGGGUCGAUGGGGGCCAAGCGGCGAUGUGAUUCCCAAAGCACAUGCACCCGAACACGCCAGUGCACAGCCACGUUGUAUCAGAGAGCUGUCCAGCUGGGUAGAAGAUAACUACGGUCGGAUGGCAGUCGAAGUCACUAACCUCUUGGGCAACGUCCAGGUUGCUUGGGCUGAUGUGGAAAAGUGGAAGGAGAUCGCAGUCGGACGGUUGGCAUCGCUGAGGAUCAGUGAACUCUUCGACAUUGUCAUAAGUUGGCCCGACAGUGAAGGCGGUAUCAAUGACCUCCGAUACACCGUCACUACACCCCAACGACGACUGCAGCUCACCGAUGCCUUCUCUACGGCUUUGCAAAAGCGGCUUCUCCACUCCGGCCGCUCGACUCUGGACAUUCUUCGCACAUAUAUCUCCAUGAUCAAAACGUUUCAAAGGCUCGAUCAUUCGAGGGUUCUCCUUGAUCGCGUGGCUUACUCGCUUCAGCUCUAUCUUUGCACGCGGGAGGACACAGUUCGGAUCAUAGUCACAAGUCUAUUGACAAGUCCGAAGGAAGAUAGAAUGGAAGCCCGCAAGACCAAGCUCGUGGAACUGGUCGAGCUGCUGCACGAACCAGACCAAUACCGCUCCGAGCGCCAGGAUGACGAUUGGGAUGACCUGACUUGGGUCCCCGCGCCAGUCGACGCGGGCGCGAAUUACAAGCGACGCAAGUCCGAGGAUGUUAUUGGAACCCUCAUUGGAGCUGUCGGGUCCCCCGAGGUCUUUAUUAAAGAGUUCCAGUCCAUUAUUGGUGAACGUCUACUUUCGGAGCAGACUGGGUAUGAACAGGAGAUCGGCGUUCUGAGCCUGUUGAAGAAGCGGUUCGGCGAAUCUUCGUUGCAAUCCUGUGACGUGAUGAUCAAAGAUAUUCAGGAUUCGAGGAGGCUAGAUGGAGUCAUCCACCGUGGCGCCAUGAACCAUCCAGGAAAAGGCCAGCGUGACUGGACGAUUCAUACGAAGAUUCUCUCAAGGCUUUUCUGGCCGGACAUGGGAGAUGAACCUUUCGUCGUCCCAUCGAGUGUCGGUGACAUGCAGAAGUCGUACGAGAACAUCUUCGAACAUCUCAAACCAUCGAGAAAGCUCCGCUGGCUCAAUCAUCUCGGCCAAGCAACAGUCGAGCUUGAACUUGAGGACCGCACCAUAUCGGAGGUUGUUCGCACGUACGAAGCGGCCGUGAUCAAUGCGUUCAGUGAGGAUGUGUUCAAGGGCCGUGCUCCUACUUGGACGUUCGAAGAAAUCUGGCAACACCUGCAGAUUGACGAGGAUCUGCUUGCAGCAGCCUUGCAAUUCUGGGUUGACAAAAUGGUUCUCCGGAAGCUGCCAAGUGAAGAAUACACGGUGAUCGAACGACUCGCGGACGCGGAGCAGCACGCAGCCGCUUCGGCCUCGAAUGCACCAGGCUCAACUCAAAUAGCACCUCACGACAACGCACCCAGCCCUCGCAAGGCAAAGUCUGGCAUGAGCGAGAAAGAAAAGGCCCAGCGGCAGGUAUACUGGCAGUUCAUUGUUGGCAUGUUGACCAACUCAAGCUCCCAGAUGCCUCUGGGCCAGAUCUCGAUGAUGAUGAAGAUGCUCAUCGCCGACGGAUUUCCUUGGAGCAACGAAGAACUUCAAGAGUUCCUUGCCGACAAGGUCGCGGAAGGCGAGAUGGAGCUUGCGGGUGGGAAGUACAAGCUUGUCAGAAAAUAG